GGACGCCCCAGCCCGCCGCGCGGCUUCCCCCGGCCAACAAAAUGGCCGCGGCGGAGGUGCCGCACGCCGUUCUCAUUGGUUCUGCCUGCGGAACAUACCACUCUCCUCCUUUAGAGAGGGGAGAAUGAGCUUCGAAUUAAUCCCUCCCUUCUUGGUUCGGAGUAGAAUGAGCGCAUAGUGUUUCCGGAUCUCCACCGGAAGCCGGAAGUACUUCGGCGGCUAGGGAUUCCCUCUUCUGUUCCGCUUUUCACUCCCCCACCCUGUCCUCCCUCCGGAUCAUCGAAGGUAAAUCGCGACCCUUACGGGAGUUUUAUCACUUAACCCUUCCUCGCGCCGUCUCGCGAGAAGAGUCGAGCUGCGUCCUCUCGCUUCAUUCGAGUGGAGGGUGUGUAGGUGUGAGAGAGGAGUACUCUGUGCGGGCGGCACCUUCCCCGCCACCUACUCCCGGUGGGCAGGAUCCCACUCCCCGCCCCGUGAAUCUGAGCGAUGGAGGGUGGUAGACGCUUGGCUUCUGAAAUGGCAAGAGAGGGAACUGGGGCUUGUGCUCUUCUGGGAGCCACGCCUUCCCUGAGAGGGGACUCUCCUCCUCUUCCUCUUAGGUAUUAUGGGAUGGUUUGGCUAGGGGCAGCUUCCUUCAUGCUCAAAGAUGUGUCCUCUCAUCACAGCAACACUUUGUAACUUCUUUGGGGGGCAGGAUACUCAUGGCACUGAAAUCAGAUGCUAGUGUGAAUCUCUGGCUCAGCUUAAAAGGGAAGGGGACGCUGCUCAUUUUCAUGUAGCAAAUCUGAUUGAAUGAUUGUGUGCCCUUCCCCCCACCCCCUUUUGGCUGCCUCUGAGGUUGUGGUUAAAGAAGGGGAAAGUUAACGGUGGUACCAGAAAUGCAUGUGUAUAAAUUGAAUAAAUAAUAAGUUAUCUUUUACUUUUGAACUUUUUGCUUAUCAGUUACCUUACCCCCAGGUAUAUGUUUCCUACUGGCAUUCCAGUGAACAAACAUCAACUUCCUCUGUAGUUAGUAUUUUCCUUGCAAAUCUCAUGCUUCCUCACCUGUCAUUGACAACUGACCAUCUAUUGUCUUCCCACUCCUGAAUGCAACAUAGAAAUGAUUCCGGCAACUUUGUUAGUGCUUUUUAGGUUUUCUUGCUGAUAGUUGUAUUUGUGUCCAAUAUUGGCACACAGCAAGGAUUCAUGCUAAUGUUUAUUCACAUUCUGGACUUACUGGAAUGUUCUCUGUUUUUGCCACUUGCAGAGAACAGCUUUGUAGCUGUGACAACCCACGUGGAUGACCUGUAAAGACAUGUGCAAAGCACAGUUUCCAUUAUGCUGAUGUAAUUGAGUCUUGCCUGCAUAUGUGCACACCUUUCAAGAACUGGCAUACACGGGAUAAACCGUAUAAACAUGUACAAAGAUACCCUGGAAAGAUGUGGAGUAUUUAUUUGGUCCAGUCUGCUAACGUAACAAAUGCUUCCUGGCUGGCCCCCAGAGUUCAGUAAGAGACUUGCUAAAUAAGAGUGCUCACCUGUGUCAUUGAGCACAUUACACAUUUUACAAGCAGUUUCGUACAUUACAAAGAGGGGGAAAUGAUCUGCUACCGAGUGUAUGCUCAAGGGGGUGUACACUCAAUAGCAUCUUAGGUGUACAAGUAAAAAUUGAAUAUGUCUAGUGCCCCCAGCUGCUCAAAUUGUGGCACUAAUCUUGAAACAAAAAUCGCUUUCCCUCCCACAGAAGCGCUUAAUUAAUUCGGUUUUGGAGGCAGGUAGGCUAACAAGGUUGACUUAAAUUCUCUUGCAGAUACUGAUGCAGGAUCCUCAGAACCAAACCUGUGAAAUGUUUUGCUUCAACAAGAGGUAGAAGAGCUACUACCAGGUAGUAACAGCUUAUGACCCUUGCCAGUUUGUUGUUUGUUCCACCUGCUGUGUGCACAUUUUGGUUUAGAAAAGGCUAAAACUAUCCAGUCUUAGUAUCCAGUGCUCUUGGCGAAAUUCAACUGGUGCAGCAUUUUCUCUCCUCCCCCAUCCAUUUUCUCUCCUCCCCCUGUGCUCUCCGCAACUUUCCAAAGCUGAUUUGGGAUGUGGGGAGGCGGAGGGGAUAGGAGAAGAAGCUUCAUUGUGCUCACAGGAGUAUGUUGUGUUGUUGGACCCAGCAUUGGAUGCCACCCCUUGUGUUGAACAGAAUAUUUGGAAAAUAAGGACCAAACUAUUAUGUGACAGUGGGAAAAGAGGGGUAUUGUUUUGUUGCUGAUACAUGGGUGGAAGUGCCAGAUGGGUUCUGCCGGUGGGCACCGCUGCGUCCUCACUGCCAUCAUGCCUCACCCCCAUUCCAUCCUAAAAAGUGUGUUUAUAUGUGUUGGAAGCUGCCCAGAGUGGCUGGGGCAGCUGAGCCAGAUGGGCGGCGCAUUGCUGCAGUACUUGCACUGACAGGCAUCAAAGUGUGAUGUUGAAUUCCAUCCCUUGUCUUUAACAAGAGUAGAUGUGAGGGGGAGAAACUACGUUUGAAGGAUCUGAUAAACUGUUGAAAAGUCAGGUGUUAAUCUGGACCCAUAGGGCUACUGAGUUUGGUUAAUCCUAGAAUCAGCCGCAAUAGGCACAUGCAAUGGGAAACUGUGGCAGUGUGACUGAGUAAUCUUUGUAAUACAUCUUGGCUGACAAGAUGAUGAGAAAAGCACCACUUGGCAGUCAGCAGAUGAUGAAGCCCCAACAUGACUGCUAGAGAUGCUGAGAUAGCAUUACUCAGACACAGAUUAUGUUUUCCCUUGGAAAACACCGAGUAAAGAAAGGAAAUGGAAAAAGUUGUUCCCACCUCUGAUCAGAACAAAAAACAAAGAGUAAGGUGGACUCACUCACUUAACUGAGGAAGGAAAAAGAACCACCAGAUCCUUUGAUAUUAACAGACACUGGUAGCUAGGAACUGUUAAGAAACUUGGAAUGAGUUAAAAUAAUUUAUUAAUUUCACUCUUAAUUUGGCAGUGGGGAGUGACUAUAGGUUGAUUGGGUAGAAUUCAACAUCACUCUCAUCCAGCUGUACCAUCUGCACAAACAUUGCAAUUUACUAAAUGGAACAAUCCUCCCCUUGCACACUGUUUUGGAGUUCUCCCAACUGGGGCAGAGAGUGGAGGAAAGCCAGAAGUCCUUGUGUCGGGGCUUCCUUCUAUGGGGCUGUUAGAUGAAUUCAGCUGCCUAGAGAGGUUUUUUGCAUUGAGUGAUUAAUAAAUCAAAUUAACAACAACAAGAUACAGUGGUAUCUCGGGUUACAGACGCUUCAGGUUACAAACUCCACUAACCCAGAAAUAGUACCUCGGGUUAAGAACUUUGCUUCAGGAUGAGAACAGAAAUUGUGAGGCGGCGGCAGCAGGAGGCCCCAAUUAGCUAAAGUGGUACCUCAGGUUAAGAACAGUUUCAGGUUAAGAAUGGACCUCCAGAACGAAUUAAGUUCUUAACCCGAGGUACCACUGUAAUAUGAAGUAAUUCUGUGUAAAGUAUUUGAGAUGAUAAUUGCUUUAUCCCCUGCCCUUGUAUUGGGUGUUGUGCCUCCACUUAAUUUGUUUCCAUUGCAAUCCUGAGUUGGUUGCUGAUUUGGCCUUACUUAACAGGGGGUGAUUUUAAAUUCUCAUUUUCAGAAGAGAUUGUUUUUGUAUACCCCUUAUGUACCCAGUUGGCUUCUGUGCUCCACAGGAGAGAGCCUCCUGCAGAUGUUAUCUCAGCAGCAAGUCCAUUCUUUAUAAUAUAAGAAUUGGACCUUUAGUGUGGCAAGAGCUGCCCUUUGGAGCUCACUUCUGUUAAAUAUAAGACAAUUGUCUUUUUGGUGCCUUCUGAAGACCUUUUCUUUUCUGACCAGCUUUUAAGUGUAGAUCUUCAUCCAACUCUGUAUCUGUGCUGGAUGUGAAAUUGUUUUUAGAUAUGCAAGUUGUCUUGAGAUACAAUCUUGGUUUUGUUGUCGAUGCUUUUUACUGUGAAAUCACUUUGAGAUAUUUUAUGAGAAGUGAUUCAUAAAGAGAAUCAAAUAAAUACUUUUAAGCAGACAAGAGCAGUAUCUGAAUCAGGCCUUGUGCCAACAAUUGUGCACUGACUGUUGCUAAAUGAGCAGGAAGUAUGGAGAGAGAACUUGCCUAAUGCCUCAUUGUUCCAGAACAAAGGCGAGCCGUUUUUAGACUAGAUACUCAAACAAAGGGAGAGUGAGCUACAGGACGGUUGUGAGUUUCUCAGAUACAAAUGAUAUAAUAUUGUAUAUACAAAUAGUUCAUGUGUACACACACACACACACACACACACACACACAAACACACAAACAUACACUCUGUUUUUCUUGAUACUGGGUAAGGCAGCAUGCUUCUGAAUCGGGUGGUUUCUUAUGCUUGCUGUUGCCUAAUUUUGCAUGCUUUCACACAUAGAACCUUUCAGUUAUUGGGCUGCCUGAGUGUAUCUGACACCUAAAGUGAUGCAGAGACGUUGCAGAUUUCCAUGCAGACCCUGCUACUUCGAACAGUGGGGUGGGGAUUAGCAGGACGAGGAUGGAUUACAGAGUUUAAAUACAGGGUUAUUGUGCAAAGGAACACACUAUGUACAAAAUGACAAUGUCUUAACUGGCACGUGCAUGCAGAAAGUGCAACAUGCAUUGGGACUUCCCUACUAAAUCUGGAAGAAAAAUAUCAUGCGUUAUUGGGCUAACAUUCACAUGUGGCAGGUAUACUCUUAAAUCCAACUUGCCAAAAUGAGGGAGGGAGGAAUGAGUAUGAUCGUGGUGUGCCACUGUGCAUUGGUUUUGCCUUAUGUGGAAACAGAGCUUCUAUAAACUAACCAUGAAAAUGAUAGAGUCACCCUGCAGUCAUAUAAACAGUACAUGGGUGGUAAAGACCUUUAUUAGCAACACAUGAAAGGAUUGGAAUGCCUAGCAUGGGAUAUAAAACUUGCUAAUUACUUGUGCUUUCUCUUUUGACUCAGAGGUAUUAAUGAGCCUCCUAAAUGAUGAUGGCAUUCAGAGACAAGACUGUGGAUGAGCUGAAGGAGCUGCAGGACAAUUCAGAGGAGAUUGAACGCUUGGCACUGGAGUCUAAUGAGGUUAGAAUAUAUUAGAAUGCAUCAGAAGGAUUGGACUGGAAUGGGGGGGGGGGCUUAAGAGGAGCCACCUUUCCCUAACAAUGGCCUGUCUUUAUCAGGUUCAGGAUGUCCAGUUGGAAAGGGAGAUGGCUUUGGCCACAAAUCGCAGCCUGGCAGAGCGGAACCUGAAGUUUCAGGAACCCCUCGAAACAGGACGUGCAAACCUCUCAGACAAAUAUCAAGAACUGCAGAAGCUGGUCGAGCAAUGCCAGGAGCAAAAGGCAAAACUGGGUAACGUUUCAGAUCUCCUCAGCCCAGGAUGGGGCAUCAGUAGGCUUCUCCCCCCCGCCCCUAACCAGAUUUACUUCUUGUGAUUCCUCUUCUGUGUUGGGAUGUAUGCACGCGAACCCUAGGGUUAGCCACUCCUGAUCUGGAAAUAGCUCCUGUUUCUUGACACCUCUACCAUUGAAAACGAGGAUGGUCAUCAAGGAGGGAGGGUCAAUUAUGAGAAAAUAUUUUGGUUCCCUCUUUUCUGAGCCUUCUAGCUGCCUGAACAGACUGAUGGUGCACCAUAGUUUCAAUGCUAUGGAUAACCAUAGAAAGCGAUGUGCUUGUAUAUAGGCAACAGAGACCUCUGUUCUUCUUGAUCUCCCCAACCUUCCUCUCUCAGUUGUGGCUGGAUAGUUGUGUGGUGGCAGCUCUGAAAGCAAUGGGAGCUGUGCCUUCAGAGGUGGCACUCUUCACGUAUAUCUGCUUGUGCAGAGUCAAGAACCGACAUUGUCACUGAGAUGGAGGGAAGGAGACGUGCUUGUUUUGCAUGGCAUUUUUAAUCACCCUUCUUUAUUCUUUCCCCAUCCCACCAGAAAAAUUCUCAGCAGCGAUGCAGCCUGGCACCCUGUUAAAUCUUCUGGAGGUAGAAGGGCAGAAAAUCGAAGAAGAAUCUGAGGUUAGCCUAUGAUUUCAACUCAAGAGGAAACAAGACUCAUGUCUGAUACUGUUUGUUAAUACCGGUGAUCUAUUCUGAGCUCACCUCUCUCCAGGCUGACCCUCAUACACCCAGACUGUCGGCCAGGACUGUGUCACCUCUCCUUUCUCACAUCCUAAAUUCAAGCCAGCAUGAGAACCAUAUCAUAAUGUGGUUCAUGUGUUUUGUUUUACUGAGCUUGUUUUAUUUGCUAGAGUGGGUGGCCAAUCAGCAGCAUGGGUCCCAUAAACCACGCAAGCGUCAAGAGUUUAUGGCACUCCAGUGCGGUGGCAAAAGAGCCAAGGAACCUGACUGUGGCCUAGGUUCUGGCCUGCCCUUGUGUUUGGCUCUCUCUCUGUAUUUUACCUUCUUGCUUCCCAGGAUGGUAGACUAGAUGCAAAACUGUGCCAAGGUACUGAGGGCUGCAAAUGCACUUGAGGGGCACUAUUUCAUAUGUGGACUUGUGGGAACCUGGUCACCGUUGUUCUAGAGCAAUGGACAAGUUGCCUGAGACGAUCCAGUUUCUCUCGCCACCCCUACCCCCUGCCCAGUCGUUUUCACUGUGAGUAGUCAUUGGGAGAUGGAAUGUGCAUGCUGUGAUGAAGAACGCAGAAGCGAACCUUGUUCCUUACUGCAAAUGAAAGCCCUGGUUUAAUUGUCUUUUUACAUUGCAGAUGAUGGCUGAAAAGUUCCUGGAGGGCGAAGUGCCUCUGGAGACAUUCCUGGAGCAGUUUUCCUCCAUGAGGAAGUUGUCCCAUCUACGGCGGGUGAAAGUGGAGAAGCUUCAGGAAGUGUUGAGGAAGUCUCAGUCUUCCCAAGAGCCAGCCAGAAGCUCUGCGUUCAACCACCAGCAUCCUUCCACGAUGCCUUCUGGGCCUGCAAACCAGCAGCCACAGAAUAGCCUGGCUGGGGGACUACCCUAUCCUUUACCUUACAGUCUAACCCCUUGCAUGCCCACCGGCCCUUCAGCUCACGGAGCUCUCCAGCCAGCUUCUUUUGCAGGAGCACCUGUUAUGGUGGGACAUGUCGCCUCCUCUCAGCCAAGUAGCCAACCCCCAUUUCCGACUAGAUCACCUUCGGGUCCUGGGUACCCACCUGUCUCUUCUAGCAGUUCAUUACCCCAGCCUCAGGUAGGAGACCCAUCUGCAUCCUCUGGGUACUCUUGGUCCCCCUCCAGAGCACCCCCUUCUGGACCAGGAUACCCUCAGCCCCCCGUUAGGGCUCCAUCUACAGGACCAGGAUACCCACAGUCUCCAUUUUUUCCACCAGCGGGAAGGCCCCAGUGCCCUUAUCCUACCCAGCCUCCAGUGCCUAGCUACCCCAUCCCUUCCCAGCCUCCAUAUCCCACAGGUCCAAGCCCACCGUUUGGGUAUCCACCACCACCGCCCCUGCCCCCUCAGGGCCCUUCUUGGCCAGGAUACUAGUCCCCGUUCCCAGACAGUAUUCUUUUUCAUAGCAGCCUGAUGAAUUGAUUUUUGCUAGCUACUGAAGCCCAAGAUGAAAACUUGGGUGCAUCCUCUUGAGAGACAUACUUCCGUAAGCAUUAUAUUGAUGGCAUGUAUGGUUUGAUGCUGUAAGAGUUGGAAAGGAACGGCUGUGUGGGAUGGUUCCAUUUCCUGAGUAUCAGCAGGCAAUGACUGUUGGCAGCCUUCAGUGGCCAGCUGUACUGACUAAGCAGUCCGUCCAAGCCAUAGUAUAAAAUACAAAUCUAGGCCCAGACACUUAGCUGACGUAUACUGGCAUUGUUCCAAGUAAGCCGCUUAUUGGCCGCAGCUUGGAUCUGGUCCUGUGCGUGUGUUGGUGUGCUCAUGACUGUGUGUGUUGUUUUCUACUUUACUACAUUAGAGUAUCUAUAAUACAUAAAUAAAAUGAAUUCUGCUCACUUUAUAAUUUCCACAAAACUCAUGAUGGAGAAAUCAGGUCAGCAUUUCUGAUGAGAAGAGCAUGUUUUCCAGAAGAGGAAUGAAUAAAUGUAUGAUUUCUCCUGGCACCAAGAAAAUUUACUAUUUACUAGACAGUAGAUAGAAAGCACAGCCCAGCUAACACAAAUGGAGAAUGAAAAGCUCCCUCACCUAGCCUCAGCUGCAGUCAAAUGUCCAUCAGUCGGUCUGUGGUGGCCGUUCCCAUAGAGGUUAGCUAAUUUGCAUGUUCCUUUCCUCUAGUGUGUUUUCAUCAUGGCUUAUUUGUCUUUAUCCUCCCUUCUGAGGGUAAACAGUGGAUGUAUUAGUUGUACUAAUAAUUAGUAUGUGGAAGGUGUGAGCUAGAGAAUCUUGGAACGGUUCGUUGAACAAUAAGACAGCAAGUUUGGCUUUUAUAGAAAGUCAAAUCGCUCUGCGUUUUUAUACAUGGGAAUAAUGGACAAAAUGCUAUUGUUCCUCUUUCCAUUGUUGAUUGUAGUUUGCUUCACUGAAGCAUGUAGGCCUCUGUGGCUGCCCUUUUUUUCCAGUAACCUCUUGGUGGAAGAGAGGACUUUGAUAAUGAAAGCCUCUCCCUCCUUUGUUUGUUGUCCCACUUCAGUUGACAAGAAGAAACACCGGCUACAACUGAGGAAACCGAGGGAAUCUAAUGUUGAUCAAAAUAGCUUUGCUAAGCACUUUAUCCUUUUGUUUGCCCAUAAUUUAUUUUUAAAAAAUAGACUACUAAUAGAUUUGACCCGGUAGAACGCGCCUGGAAUUUGAUGGAAGCAAUUCCAUAUCUGUGAUUAAUUAUGGUAAUAAAACUUGGAUGAAUUGCACAGAAGCUUAUGAUUAUGACUUUUGGAAAUGGAGUUGUGGUGAUUGAUAUCUGACAUUGAUGCUUCUUUUUUGCUUGCUAAACAUCUUCCCUUUGACUUCUAGUUUGUGUCAAUAAGGCCUUUCACCUUUCAUCUCAAAGAGUCAUAUGUUUCCUUGUCGUAUCUGACUGUUUCUUGUGUCUGUGCCCUACUUAAGAGAUCCAUUUGUGCAUCUUUCUUCCCCAUGGACUAAUAAACUUUGCCCUUCUCAACAUCCUUCAACACCAUGUUUCCUCUAUCUUGUCCAUUGCAAUUUCUACCAUCCAUUUGCCCUUUCCUUAUUGAUGUAUUUAGUGUUGUUCAGUUUCUGUAUACUGUAAUUAACCUCUCAUAUGGAAGGCACUGACUUUUAACUCUCAGUUCCCCAACUUUGAUCUAUUAGGUUUAUCAUCUAUACUUGGUUAGACUCUAACCUAACACUAGAUCAGAGGUGAUAUACUUUCUUUGCUCCAAGGGCUGCAUGGGCCACAUGACAAAAGUGAGUAUAGCCACCCCAUACUCUUAUACACACUUUUGCAUGGAUUAGUGCAUGUCAACACAUACAAGACAAGUGUGAUGGGCCUUACCUUUGGCUGCAUGCACAUAGUUUUGCAUCACAUAUUAAUACAUUUUAUGUAGGAGGAGAUCUUGGCAGCACUUGCAGAGAAUACACUCUGAAAAUAGCUGUCCUAGAUGCACUAAAAUUAGGUCCUGGAGGACUGCAUGUGAAAAAUUCUGUUUGUAGAUAAAUAUGGGCAGUACUCUGAAAACUGACUAUAGAAAGUAAAACGACCAGAGCUCUAAGGUGGUUCUUAAAGAGUCUAAAAGCCAGAGUAAGCCUAUUUGUUCAAUUUUUCUGCUUUCUAAAUAAAACUUUUUUUUGUAAUCCCAUACAAAUCAAUGGAGUGGUUAAAUGGUCUAGGACAGAGCAGGUUUUUUGUCUAGUCAGUUUCAUUCCAAAAGGAAACCACAUUUCCCACAUUUUCAUUUUUAACUGCAUUUCUAGUCUCAACUUUCUACCUUGGAACUUAAAAUCGUAUGGUUCUCUGCCUUUGUCCUUACAACAACCCUGUCAGAUAGCUAAGCUGGAGGUAACACAAUGAGCUUCACGGCUGACUGAAGAUAUGAACAAAGAUCUCUCUACUAAUUCAACACACUAACCACUACAGCAUGUGUGUAAUUACAUGUAUGGUAAUCUUUUAAGAUACUAACAUCAUUUUUUAAAUUUCAGAAGUACCUUUAUAAAAAACGUUCUUUGGAUCAGGAAGGGGGAAUAUUAUUAUUUAGGCACAGAGCAUGGCAACUUCCUAAAUUAUACUGAAGUUCCACAAUUAUUUAUAGGUUUUUACUGUGAGGAUCAUCGUAAGGGGUAACUCUGCACUUCACAAAGAAUUUCACUGGCAGCUUUCAAACUGCUAUCUCACUUUGCAACUGAAAACUUUGAAAUGGCUUCUGCAUCAUUUAAAUGUCUAAAAUGCCUUUGAAAUGUAUGUAAGCUUGUAUGAAUGGGUAUUGCAUUGACCGGGACGAGAGGCAACAUUGUACAAUAUGCCAGCCAGCUUUUAGUCUCUGAACUGUGGCCCAACACUUAACCGUCAUUGCGUCCAGUCUCAAAUACAAAAUACACUAAGCUCCUGCCAGUUUGCAUGUCUGGGGUGUCCCCUCCUGCUUUUAUUAUACUUCCAGAUAUUAAACAUGAAUAUACACAAUUUACAAAUUAAAUUACAGAUGCACUCAAGUGCAAAACAAAGAGUUGACAUUAAAAACCCACAGCUAUACUUGCUCAAUUAUGACAAAUCUAUAAACAUAUAAUCUAGUUUAGUCAAUAAGACAUUAGCUACUAGGGUAAACUGUUGUGCUUGGAAAUAUUCUUUAAAAAGUAGUCCUGGUUUGUUCAGUAACAACAGCUUUCCCUGGUUUUUGUUUUAAUUCAUACUUUCCUGUCUUAACUCAGAAUGGUUACCUAGCCAAUUGCACAAUAUUGUCAGAAAUCUUGCCCAGCUAGUGCUUGCCAGGGACCUUAGCAUUUUUUGAGGUAGUCCUAAUUUUUGCAAUGAUCGCCAUUGAGAGAUCUAGAUACAAUCUAGCAACAUUCACCAACCUUGUGUCCUCUAGCACAGCAUUUCCCAACCUUGGGCCUCCAGCUGUUUUUGGACUACAACUCCCAUAAUCCUCAGCUAGCAAGACCAGUGGUCAGGGAUGAUGGGAAUUGUAGUUUGAAAACAGCUGGAGGCCCAAGGUUGGGAAACACUGCUCUAGCACAGGCUGGGGCUGAUGGAAAUCGUCCUAAACAACUGCAGGGUACAGCAUAAGGUUGGCAAAGACCACUACAGCUGAAGUCCAAAGGUCAUUAUUAUAGGCCCUCAAAGAGAGAAAACCUAGCAUAAUUCCACUAUGAGGUUUGAAUAUAGAACAAUAGUGCUCUGGAUGAUUUGAGGUAGAGAUCCUAAUUCCUCUCAGUGCAUUGAAAAGGAAAUGCACUGGCUUUGCUAUUACAUCUCUGUGAAGGUAGAGAAGGUCUAUAUGGUUGCAGGGAGGAUGCUGAUGGUAUUUCACACUGAUUGUUGUGGGUGGAAAGCUUUUUUCAGUUCUGCUGAUCCCAGCUUUUCCUUGUAUUGGAUUCUGCCUGUAUCUGCAGGGGAGAACAUGAAUCCCACAAAAUUAAUAUUUCAUUUCAUUCAAUUUUUUAAGAAGUGACAAUGCAGUUACUGAAGUUGUAGGAUUAUAUCCUACAGGUUUUGCCUGACACAUAGCAAAAGCGCCUGUCUAAACUCUCAUUGUUUGCACACACAGCAAAAAUCAGUUUUAAUUUAUGCUAUAAAAGGUAAAGGGACCCCUGACCGUUAGGUCCGGUCGGGGACGAUUGGGGUUGCGGCGCUCAUCUCGCUUUAUUGGCCGAGGGAGCCGGCGUACAGCUUCCGGGUCAUGUGGCUAGCAUGACUAAGCCGCUUCUGGCGAACCAGAGCAGCACAUGGAAACACCAUUUACCUUCCCGCCGGAACGGUACCUAUUUAUCUACUUGCACUUUGACGUGCUUUCGAACUGCUAGGUUGGCAGGAGCAGGGACCGAGCAAUGGGAGCUCACCCCAUCGUGGGGAUUCGAACCAUCGACGUUCUGAUCGGCAAACCGUAGGCUCUAUGGUUUAACCCACAGUGCCACCCGCGUCCAAUUUAUGCUAUAGACCUGCCCUAUUUCUGGUGUUUUCUUUCAACCUAAGGAUAUAC
Messenger RNA from Podarcis lilfordi (Lilford's wall lizard), 11971 nucleotides. Lineage: Eukaryota; Metazoa; Chordata; Lepidosauria; Squamata; Lacertidae. The record is from the annotation of a GenBank genome assembly.